UUCACCGCGGCUCCCACAGUGCUGAUUCCCGUGGCCCGUGGCUGUGCCACUGCCGCUGUUUCCCUCAACAUGGCGACCUGGAGAGACGGUCUCAGUGAAAUAGAGCGCGAGAUGUUCGCGUAUAGCGAGUCUGUUGGAUUGUCGCCGUACUCGCAUACGCCUGAAAAGCGCGCGAGAAAAGUUCGGUUGCCGAAUGAGGAAGACAUGUCGGCACAGCCCGAUCCCAGUCCGGACCCAGAUGCAUGGCGUCUGGUCACCACGGCAUGGUGCUCUUGUAAGAGGUGCGAGGUGAUGCCAACAUCGAGGGAAUGCGCUUGCUGCCGAGAAUGCCCGCCUGCUGUAACUGCUCAACCGAAGGGAUGCGUGACAGAGCACGCAGACUUUUCGCUCAUUUGCCUUCAGCCUGCCGUGCUCCGAGUAGCCUUCUGGGCACUACAAGAGGCUGGUCACAACCCGGCGCAAGGGAACAGAGACAAUCUUGGACGAAACCCGAACCUCAUGCUCAAGGACACAUGGGUGCAAGCGUGCCAAGCCGAAUACAAAGACAAAGAAAUGGCAACCACGGCAGGCAAGGGUACAUCAGCAACUCCAGAAAGUCAAGGUGUCAACCUCGACACGACCAAGCUCUUGAGGUCGUCAGAAGCAACGCGGGACUCAGUCUAA
Molecule: messenger RNA, 663 nt
Organism: Ixodes scapularis (black-legged tick)
Lineage: Eukaryota; Metazoa; Arthropoda; Arachnida; Ixodida; Ixodidae
Exons: 3
Coding region: 70-663 (197 amino acids)
Source: RefSeq, a predicted model, not a curated record